CUCCUUCUCGUAGGUUUUUUUCUAGUCAGCCUUAAAAGUUUACUCCUUUCCCACAGAACCAUUCUGGAAUUGCUCAUAGGUUUGAUUAGAUAGAUGGAUUUAAUGGAAAAGAACUUGGAGUUAGUGGAGAAUCAGAAGCUCGAAGGUCACACCGAUCGGGUUUGGAGCGUAGCUUGGAACCCAGUCUCCUCUAACGCCGAUGGUGUUUCACCGAUUCUUGCUUCUUGCAGUGGCGAUAACACCGUUCGAAUCUGGGAACAAAGCUCCCUCUCUCGCUCAUGGUCCUGCAAGACAGUACUGGAAGAAACGCAUACAAGAACUGUGAGGUCGUGUGCUUGGUCACCCUCAGGACAGUUAUUGGCCACUGCAAGUUUUGAUGGUACCACUGGCAUUUGGAAGAAUUACGGAUCUGAGUUUGAGUGUAUUUCUACUUUGGAGGGACAUGAAAACGAAGUCAAAAGUGUAUCAUGGAAUGCAUCUGGUUCAUUGCUUGCAACAUGUAGUAGAGAUAGGUCUGUCUGGAUAUGGGAAGUGCUUGAAGGGAAUGAAUAUGACUGUGCUGCGGUAUUAAGUGAGCAUUCACAAGAUGUGAAGAUGGUUCAGUGGCAUCCCACCAUGGAUGUUUUAUUUUCUUGCAGUUAUGAUAAUACCAUCAAGGUUUGGUGGUCUGAAGAUGAUGAUGGUGAGUAUCAAUGUGCCCAAACCUUAGGUGAAUCUAACAACGGUCACUCCUCUACUGUUUGGUCCAUCUCGUUUAAUGCUGCAGGGGACAAAAUGGUUACUUGUAGUGAUGAUCGAACCUUGAAGAUAUGGGGGACUGAUAUUACCAAAAUGCAGUCUGGUGAAGAAUAUGCACCUUGGACUCAUCUUUGUACACUCUCUGGUUAUCAUGACCGUACCAUAUACUCAGCUCACUGGUCAAGGGAUGACAUUAUUGUCAGUGGAGCAGGCGAUGAUGCUAUACGGUUGUUUGUGGAGAGCAAACAUGACUCUGUUGAUGGACCUUCCUAUAAUCUUUUGCUGAAGAAAAAUAAAGCACAUGACAAUGAUGUAAACUGUGUCCAAUGGUCACCCGGUGAGGGCGAACGGUUGCUUGCCUCGGCCAGUGAUGAUGGGAUGGUCAAGAUUUGGCAGCUUGCAACCAAACAGUGACUGGUGUUGGUUUGGAUAGGUUUCUGAAAUUCCUAUGAUGUUUUUUACUUUUCCUGAAGUCUCUCUCUCACAACAUAACAUUUUAGGUAGAAGAGAACACUAUACUUAAGAUUUGUUUUACUUGUACCAUCACUUUCAAGUUUUAACACUAUUGGAAUUUAUGAGAAAUAAAAACAAACUA
This is a messenger RNA of Capsella rubella, 1333 nucleotides long. RefSeq names its product protein CIA1. Gene Ontology annotation, biological process: iron-sulfur cluster assembly. The record is from RefSeq and is a predicted model, not a curated record. The transcript has 10 exons. Gene Ontology annotation, cellular component: cytosolic [4Fe-4S] assembly targeting complex. Lineage: Eukaryota; Viridiplantae; Streptophyta; Magnoliopsida; Brassicales; Brassicaceae. Gene Ontology annotation, molecular function: protein binding. Bases 94 to 1152 code for a protein of 352 amino acids.